This is a messenger RNA of Pseudogymnoascus destructans, 4610 nucleotides long. It is a transcript of the gene UBP2, whose product is annotated as ubiquitin-specific protease ubp2. The record is from RefSeq and is a predicted model, not a curated record. Gene Ontology annotation, biological process: protein deubiquitination; proteasome-mediated ubiquitin-dependent protein catabolic process; regulation of proteasomal protein catabolic process. The transcript is spliced from 4 exons. Lineage: Eukaryota; Fungi; Ascomycota; Leotiomycetes; Thelebolales; Thelebolaceae. The coding region runs from base 447 to 4442 and encodes 1331 amino acids. Gene Ontology annotation, molecular function: cysteine-type deubiquitinase activity; proteasome binding.
AAGCUCAAAAGCUCAAAAGCUCAAAAGCUCAAAAGCUCAAAAGCUCAAAAGCUCAAAAGCUCAAAAGCUCAAAAGCUCAAAAGCUCAAAAGCUCAAAAGCUCAAAAGCUCAUGAACUACAGUGUACAGAAACAGCUAUACAUUAACCUCGCGUCUUUGCCUUCAAAUUCGUUUUCAACUACAUCAUUUGUCCGCGCAACAACCCCUCACUGAGCUUGUUGACUAUAACUGGAGCUUCAGACCGCAUGCGCCGCAGCAACCCAGUUCGCCCCUUCACCGUAACCUUGCAUAAAGAGAAAGGAAGAAAGGGCAAGACAUAACCACAUUCACCUUUAUCCAAUAACAAGGGUCUUUGAGCAUACUCGGCGAUAGUGUGGUUCAUAUUGCUGUCUAUCCCCGGUGCCAGCUUGUGGUUGUUCACAAAGACAAGAGCAGCACAUCUGCACCAUGGAGGGCACAUAUGAAGGCACAGGCCCAGGGAAGACGGGUCCGCGGUUACUCGAAGACUUAUUAGAUUACGACAGCUCAAGGCCUCGAGCGAACGGCGGGAACCUCCUCAUCGACCCUGCUCCGAUCUACAAGCCAAACAAGAGCUACCCUCCGCGCACACAUCCGAAUGACUGUCACCACUUCUUGUGCCGAAAGGACUGGCAGAGCAGCAUCCCCCCCUUCGACAAGAAACCUACGACGCAAACACAAUGCUUCUCGGCCUCAUAUUGCUCAUAUUGUUUGCACCAUUUCGACGUCGUUGUGGACUAUACGCGGCAACCUGGCAAAAACAUUCCUUGUCAAGCUGGCACUCCUCACCCUCUGCAUCACUUCCAGUAUGUUGGGUCGGAGUUUCGGACACAAGAGGAGCUUGGGAGGCCCGAAAAUAAAUAUGACAAUUAUAAGGAGCAACACGCAUUCGCAUGCUCAGCGUUUAGUUGCCCAGCAACUGCAACUAUCCGGAUAUCUCCUCCAAGGCUGAAUCGUGCGCAGUCAGCAUUGUUACUGAGUCCACAAAAGGUUUAUGCGCGAGGAGCUAAAGUCAUCGAGGAGGACCCUGAUCGCUAUGGGGAGAGCAGGCCUUCGUUUCCAUGUGAAGUUCUCGCUGUGAUCCGGACAUACCUCACGCAUGCAUUAACUAACGCUCCGGGAGAGUCGAAGAGAAUAGCUGCCCGUAACAAGAGAUUCUUGCUUGCAUUUGGUUACGAAUGCAAGGACCUUCUCGAAUACCUCGGAUUCACCUAUGAGCAGGAACGGGUAAAGAAUGGUGAUGUCGAAGAGGAAGAAAGAUUCUGGUUACUGCCGGCUGUGUCACCUGCAACAGAGGCAACUGAUGCUGUGGUACCUAAAACAAACCGGAAUUUUGUCGAGGAUGUUUUAUGUGAGGUUUCUCAGCGUCUUGCAGAUCGCCCACCUGAAGAGCUUAAGCAGGGCAACUCUCAGAUCCUGUAUAACCCAUUGCCAGCGCUGAAGGACCUACGCAUUUCUUUGGGCAUCCUCAACUUUCCAACGGACUCUAGAAUCGUGAAUCUUGAGGCGAUUGAACACCCACAUUAUGCGAGCUUGGGCGCAACAUCGAGUUUCUCUGACGAACUCAUAUUCUUUGCGUAUAGCAGACAGAGGGACUGUGAUCCAAGUCAUAAACCCUAUUAUUUGGAAUGUCUCCAAGGUAUAGGCAAAGGAAGAGGCAGUCCAUUCCUCGAAGAAGAAUUUGUCAAGAUCGUGUCACUGGGAGAAAACACACUCACCGAAAUUGACGACGCGUACAAGUUUUUCGCACUUAACCCAGCCGUCGACCAUGGAGAUGAUCAUAUUAUCGGCGUCUAUAAGUCGAGAAUAGAAGCUGCUCCUAUCCAGAAGGACGCUGCAAAGCUGUCACUGUUAUUGAUAGGUAAGGCAAGAAAUAGUGCAAAGAUUCAGGAGGUUGCAAAUAAUAGAGCCGUCACUUACGAAGAGGCUCUCGAAUACCUUAAUGUCACAGCAGACACUCCGUCCGACUUCAUUGAAGCUCAAGCAAUCGCUGUGGCCGCUGAUGUCGACAAAAGUAUUGUUGCACCCAUGCUCAGUGUGAUCGGAAACACAAGGAGAGAUCUAUCACUGCAAAUAGCUGCUGCUUCCAUGGAGGCAGGUAGUGUUACUUCGAACCUGACUGUGAAGGAAGCGUAUAAAAGGCUUCAGAUCCAAGAUGAGAACGCAUCUGAGGAGGCUGUCUUUGCAUAUUAUCAGACCCUCAUAGAGGAUGCACCACUGGGGUCCAAAGAAAGCUUUUUGGAGGCUAUUCGUGUCAUUGCAAAGUCAAGAAACAGCUAUUUUCUCUUCGCAAAGAUCAGUGAUCCUAACGCCGUCGUUGCACCGCAACGAUCCACGGCAGAUCAGCCAGUUGGCCUGGACAAUAUUGGCAACACUUGUUAUCUCAACAGUCUUCUCCAGUAUUACUAUACAGUACGACCUGUCCGUGAUGUGGUGAUGAACUUCGAGGAUUACCGGAUGCCACUUACGGCAGAAAAUAUUGUGAAGAAGCGUGUUGGUGGCCGUGCUGUUGGCAAAGGCGAAAUAGUAAAGGCUCAGAACUUCGCUGUAGAGCUUCAAACUCUCUACCAGAGUCUCAAAUCAGCCUCAACUCAAUCAGUGAAGCCAACGCAAGACCUUGCCGAACUAACGCUGUUCAGCACAGCAACUGAAGCAAACUUUAGGAGAGCAUCUAUCAGUAGCCCUUCUGGAAUGCCAAACCUGGACAAUGAAGAGAGGCCGAUAUUUGGCCCUCACCUCCCUCCUCCGCCUCCGCCUCCGAAAGACCACCCGCCAUCUGUUCCAACGCAGCGAGCCACGGUGCCGACGCAACUAGAGCGUGAUAUCGAGAUGACAGACGGACCAUCACAAGAAACUCUUGAUAACGACGAUUCAAGCAGCCAGAUAACCCUUGUUAAUCCAGAAUCUAAGAAUAGCGAGGCACCCUCUGCGGAUAUGUGUAACGUUAUCGACCUAGAACAAGAUUUGCCUGGAAGGUUACCCUCAGCCGAGCCUCCAGCAAUGGGAAAUGUGUCCUUUGAAGCACCACUUGAAACCCUUGGCGCGGGCGAACAGGCUCGCCCCAGGAAGGAUGAAGUAAUGGCAAAUAGCGGGUCUUUAACACCACCUCCUGAAAGCAUGGAAAUGGUCGAGCAGCGGCCACCGGUACCUCCUCGAAACAAGCCGGCUCCCAUCAAGACCGGUGAAUCUGAAGAAGAAUUACGGGCGCAAAAGCUGUAUUUUGGGGCACAACAAGAUGUCACAGAGGUCAUUGGCAACGUCAUAUUUCGACUGCAGUGUGCAAUUAAACCAACAAGGAUUGAUCCUAAGUUUGGAGAGCAGAUCGACGUUGUCAGGGAGACAUUCUUCGGAGCCAAUGCCGUGCAUUUGAAAAAGGCCGAUUCCUACGACGUCAAGAUUGAAGAUUGGGCAAAUAUUAUUGUGUUUCCGGGCCUCGAUGGCCAACGCGAUAUUUACGAGGCCCUUGACGUUGUUUUCGACGAACAAAUUGUCGAAAUAGACAAUGCAAAUGCGACCCAGUUUGCGUCCAUCAACAAUCUUCCACCAAUCGUCCAGAUCCAAAUACAGCGCACUGCAUUUGAUCCAGCCACACAGCAAGCUUCUAAAAAUCAAAACAGAAUUGUCUUUGAUGAGACUAUCUAUCUAGAUCGGUACAUGGAGGACGACAAGAUUCUACAACGGAGGCGCGAUGCUUGGGUAUGGAAGAAUAGGAUACGGCUGUUAGAGGCACGCCAAAAAGCUCUACAACUGACUGAUGUAGAGGUGCCAGUCGAAGGUGCAUUACAUGCUACAAAAGACUUCCUACAGUCGCUUGAGGAUGACGAAGUUAGCGAUAUCGCCAUCAACCCAGACCUGGCCAGUACUCUCGAAGAGCGAGCAAACGAGAUAUCCAACGAGAUGGAGGCAAUAUCCAAAGAGAUGUCGAGUCUCAAAUUGAAACUCCAGGAGCAAUUUACAGACUUGCGGCAGCAUCGAUACCGUCUUCAGGCCGUAUUCAUCCAUCGCGGCACGAAUGCAUAUGGACACUACUGGAUUUACAUCUAUGACUUUUCUCACGAUAUCUGGCGAGAGUAUAAUGACGAGCGCGUUUCCAUAGUCGAAGACAGGACCCGAAUUUUUGGUCAGGUAAGCACCGGCGGUGCGACUCCUUACUACUUGGUCUACGUGAGAGAUGAGGAUAAAAACGACAUUGUCGAUGCGGUCUGCCGCGAGCUCCACGAGGAAGCGCCAACUGGAGGUGAUGAGAUGGUCCAGGUGUGGAAUAACGGACACGUAGGUCAUGACGAAGCUAUCGAUAUGACCAAUGGUGCCCAGCAUAUCGAGAAUUACGAGCACUUCGAAACAAAUAAUUCCCCCUCCAGCAUGGACUUGAGCGGGAUAGGCGCAUGGGAUGGGAUGCAAUCGGGGUUCAAUGGAAAUAAGUAAGGCGCAGAUCGUUGCGUAUGCUUAUAGACCUAGGAGUUUUGGUAAAUACCAAAGGUGGACGGAGGGACGGAGUACAUGGCAACGAGCUUUGAGGAGCAUAUGAAGGAGUUAUUAUACCAUAGUGCGACAAGCGAUAGAUCAACGAAUGGAAUACCUCUUAUAUUGGUC